Entamoeba histolytica HM-1:IMSS is the source of this 336-nucleotide messenger RNA. RefSeq lists its product as uncharacterized. Lineage: Eukaryota; Evosea; Mastigamoebida; Endamoebidae. Bases 1 to 336 code for a protein of 111 amino acids. The transcript has a single exon. The record is from RefSeq and is a predicted model, not a curated record.
AUGCAAAGCAAUAAUCCAUAUGAUGAAAAUGAUUUAUUACUUGUUCAAGUAGAUAAUGAUAAAACUCAACGAAUUAAAGAUGUUAACACAAAAAUGAAAGAAAUUAAUACUGGAAUUUCUAUGAUGAAUAGUAUAACAAAAACACAACAAACAGUCAUUGAUCAACUUGAAUAUAAUUAUCAAAAUGCUGAAGAAUAUACAGCGAAAUCAGCUAUGGAAAUUGACAAAGCAGGGAAAUAUCAAUUUUCUGGAGAUAAAAAGAGACUAAUAAUAUUAUUAAUAUUAGUUAUUGUUGUUACAUUCCUUAUAUUCAUUAUUUGGUAUAAAUUACAUUAA